This is a messenger RNA of Prorocentrum cordatum, 2181 nucleotides long. The record is from the annotation of a GenBank genome assembly. Lineage: Eukaryota; Dinophyceae; Prorocentrales; Prorocentraceae.
AUGGGCAAGACAGUUGUGGUUCCCAAGUCGUGUGCGGGCGGCCUGCACGCCAAGAAGACGGCCACUCAGACUCAGACUCGGAAGAAGCCGAAAACUACCCAGGAAGAGAUCGCAGAAGCUGAUCCUGCAGAAUGCUGUCUCUGUGGGCAGACCAGCCGUGACAUCGAUCGCGCGGGCGAUGGCAUCGCUUUGGUCAAGUGGGUUAAGUAUGAUCGGAGCUCCGUGACUGGCCAGAUCAGGCUAUCAGGCAGAGGGUGCCACCACUGCUGGGACACCAAACGACGAUUUUUCGACUGCGCACUACAGGAGCUGGUGGACGAGAAGAAAAGUAACCCAACCUUCGACACUCGAUUCGGCCUCCUUCGGCGCGAUCGCGUCAGGAAAGAAGGGAAGUUCAAACACGAGGAGAAGAAGACACUCAAAUGCUGGACCGAAUCCUUCGAGGAGAGCUACGUGGACUCAUUCGAGGAGGGCGGCUUCUACAAGCUCUCGACCUUCUGCAAGAUCUACAAGGUGCCCUAUGCUCGCUCCGAUGUGGAAGAUGAGGUCAUCGAGAAGAUUCGCCAUAAGUACCCCGCUGCAGAGAUCUCCAGGGACACCAGGUUUCGCGCCAUGGGCGUGUGGGUGGUCAAUGAUCCGAACCCUCAGCUUGCAGAUGACAGGUUUCGGCGCGAAGUCAAGAGCGGUGCAGCCAACAAGAGAGUGGAGGAGCAUGCUGAUGAAGACCUUGCUGAUGAGGCCUACCAGCAGCAGAGGAAGGAUGUGGUCAACGUGGAGGACGUCGCCGAGUCCGACGCCGAUGCGGCAGAGUCCGAGGCGCCGCAGCGGGCCACGCCGAUGCAGUCUCCUUCUUCCGUUGGGCCAGGAGUGUUUGUGUUGCCGUUCGACGCCAAGUCUCGCGACUCUCGUGGCAGCGCCGUGGAGCUCAGCGUGGCCCGCGACGGCGACGACGACUACGCGGACGAUACUGGCGGCUCUGUGGCUGGGGGCAAGGCCAACAAGAAGUGUAGUCCCAAAGACGCUGCCGUGGGCAGGGCCUUGCUCAGGCGGGCCAAGGCGAUGGACGUCCAUGAUGCGGAGCAGCAGUGGAACAACCGCCCUAGGAAUCGAACUCACGAGGCCGCCACCACUGCUCUCGUCAAGUCGGCUCGCGAGCUCGCCAAGUUCCCUAGUGAUGAGGCCUGCCUGAAGCUGUCUGAGGAGGUCACCAUCCUGGCGCGCGAGAUGCAGGAUCGUAAACGUAUAUUUGAUGAGCUGAAGCAGGCCCCCGCUGAGUUUGUCAACCAGGUGUUCUCGGAUGAUGAUCGGAAGACGGUGCUAUCUUUGAAAUGUCCCCUCCUCGUGCAGAUUAUCCAACAGACAUCGUUCCAAUUGGCGUCCAUUGACCCCUCACUCAUGUUGAAGCUCGCCGAGUGCCCAAUCGACAUCGUCCCCGACACAGAUGCUCAGCCCCCUGGCUGGUUCCCGCUCUCACGCAUGUGUUUGGGGAUGGCCUUGCUAUCCUCGGGGUGCACCGACAGCAAUCCCACGGCCGAGACGGUCAUCGCGCUGCUCACCCGCACGCAGAACAGCAUCGUGGUGGACAUGGUGGAGCGGAUCUGCCUCGGCGCGAAGCAUGAGGACAACUGCGUGGCCAUGAUCGAGGAGGUGCGGUCGGCCUUGCAGCACUUUGCGCCCUUCGUGUUCGACGAUGCCGAAACGAUUACGUACGAGCGCGGGGAGACGAAGUGCGAGGUGCCGAUCAAGAACGGUUUGUUCAAGCAGGCUUACAUCGACCUCUCGAUGAUGAUCGUCGCGGGCGACGUCCUCAAGACCGUUCGUGCAGGGGGGGUCGUGUCAGGAGAGCUUCGCACCACUGCGAAGAAGAUGAUGGCUGCGAUCAAGAUGGCUUCGCCACGCCUUCGCAACCUCGCCACGGCUGCAGGCCUCAAGGGCUCAUGCAACCCGAACGCCAUCAAGCUCGCAUGGGACAAGUUGGCUGAGAUGUUUCCUAGCACGGACCCCGCUGCAAUCGCGAACGAGAUCGAUCGCGCCAACUCGGCCUUCCAGGAGAAGGUCAUGUCGUUGUGCAAGGGCCAUGCCGAAGCCGAGCCUUCCGAGGGGGAGGCUGAGGCGGCUGAGGCUACGGAUCCGCGGGUGGACGCCUUCAACAUGAUGGUCGGCCUCACUGAGCACACUGGC